Molecule: messenger RNA, 3498 nt
Organism: Darwinula stevensoni
Lineage: Eukaryota; Metazoa; Arthropoda; Ostracoda; Podocopida; Darwinulidae
Source: the annotation of a GenBank genome assembly
AUGUCUCAGAGAGGAUCGUGGCGCCUCUGGGACAAGGUGGUGCAGACCCUGGGCGGCGAGAGGAGCGAGGAGACGACCGUCUCUCCUCGCUCUUCGCCGAGGUCGAUCGCUCGGAUUCGCUCGCAGCUCUUACAAAGGGAGCAGAAACUCUCGAUCUGCAAGAAAUACUUGAAUCCGGAAGGCUGCGACAAGAACGUCUGUCGCUCUUUGCACAUCUGCCCGAGGUUCCUGGCGGGCGUCUGCUCCCGGGUCAAGUGCGAGGACGGGCACGACAUCAAUGUCGCCCAUAACCGUCGCGUGCUCCGUCGAUACAAUGUCGACAACGUCAGCCCCGAGAUGUUGAGGAAGCUGAUCGAGACGGACAUGGUGGCCCCAUAUCUCUGCGAAGAAUACAAUCUCGGAGCGUCGUGCAAUCCUGAUAACUGCAUCAAGAUGCACCUCUGUGCCGGUUACAUAAUUGGAAAUUGCGAUGAAUGCCAAUUCAAUCAUGACAUAUUGGAUCCUCAGUGCGUGAAAUUGCUCAAGCAAUCAAAUGUCAGCCUGGACCGAACGAGAAAAGAACUGAAAACUUACUUGAGGAGAAAUUGUUCUACGAACAUAAAAGCCAUCGUCAAGCAAAAGAGAACACGAGAGAACGAAGGGAAGAGUUCGCCCAAGGAACAAAGCGAGAUGUCAUUUAAAAGUGCAGAUAUGGAACAUUCCGGAACGGAGACUAUCAGAGCCGUGACAGGAGAAGGUCACCUGGCGGCCCGACUAAGCCGGAUUCAAGAUAAGUCCAGAGUUCUGCGGGGAAAGAUCGGUGCCAAGACGAUCGUGCAGCAGCUGGGCCUCCUUGAGAAUUUCGUGGGUGAAGCCUUGGAGCGCUUGAAUCGAGAUCCAGCUCUCAGAGGAUGGUUUCGGAAAUCUCCAUUCCAUCCAAGGCGUCUAGAUGCGUGGCUAGAGGAAAAGGAAAUCGAAGCAAGGAAUUUUGACGAUUUUUUGAGAAAAUUCGAUGAUGCAGGAGUGGAAAUACGGGACGCCUCAACCGCAACUGACCAUGAAGAAAACAUGACCGUGAUUACCUUCGGUUACAAAGGCAUCGAUCCUUCCGAUCCCCUUCUCGACAGCCUAAGCGCUUGUUUGAAUGAGAAUCAACGGGACAUGCCUACCGAAGCGACCCAUUCAGUCUAUAGAGAUUCGGAUCGAAUGUUGCUCGUGUUCGAGUAUCAACGCGUCUUCCUCCACUACCAGCGGGCACAAGAACACCUCGACGUGAAAUUCGUAGCAGUUGAAAGAGCGGAAUUGAACGGUCCCUGCUUCAUCUCCCUCAGCGAAGGGGGAGGCGGAGCCCCUCAGGAAUUCGUCCCUCCGGGAGAACCUUCAGGCGUUCGAGUCGUCGCCUUGUCGGACGAAGCGGCCGUGGAGGUGCAUUGGAACAGGCCGGCAAUCGGCUGCGAUCACGUCAUGGAGUUCCACGUUUGGUUCAGGGCUCUUAACGAUGCGUGUGAUCUUUGGAAGUUCUCGUCGGCAACAUCUUCACCUGCGAAGAUUCUCGGUCUUACUUCAGGGGAAAAGUACCUUUUCGCGGUGACUGCAUUCUGUCGCCUCGGAUAUGGACCCAGCAGUUCAACUGUGAGCUGGAAUUUCCUGACCAGCAGGACUUUGCAUCAAGGAGAUCCACACAACCGAAUUAGCUUCCAACCACAAGAAACGGAAGCACAUAGCGAGAACAACAGAGAGAAGAAAGACGUAUCGCUGGCUCAGAAGAUGAAGGCCAUGUGCGAGAAAUCUGCUGGCAAUACCUAUGAAUUCCCUCGUGAAACUGUGAUGAAGGACAGAGAACACAGAUUGGCAAGAUAUGACAUCGGCAGUUCACAGGACAAGGGAACAGAAAAAGUCAUUAUGCUUCUUGGGUCCAUAGGAACAGGGAAGAGUACUCUCAUCAAUGGGAUUGCAAAUUACGCCUACGGAGUGAAGUGGGAAGACGAUUUUCGUUUCAAAUUGAUAACUGAAGAAGGAAACGAGAGUCACCAAGCCCAGAGCCCGACCAAGUGGAUCACUGCCUACGUUCUGCACAAAGAGGAAGGAUUCGCCCUUCCAUACACCUUGACUGUCAUCGACACUCCAGGAUUUGGCGACUCUGCAGGGUUGCAGCAAGAUGAAGCACUGAUGAACCAAUUCCGAGCACUCUUCUCCAGGAGCGGAUUCAUGGGUGUUGAUCACCUCGACGGGAUCUGUUUUGUCAUGCAAGCUCCAUCGGCCAGGCUCACCCCCACGCAAGAAUAUGUAUUCAACUGCAUAUUGUCAGUGUUUGGGAGAGAUGUCAUUGACAACAUAUACGUGCUCAUCACCUUUUCGGACAACAAAGUUCCUCCGGUCUUGACUGCUAUGGAGAAAACUAACAUGCCCUAUAAGAAGUACUUCAAGUUCAACAAUGCCGUUCUCUUCGCGGAUAAGCAAAGCGAAUGCGCCGAAGGUGACAAAAUUUGUUGGGACAUGGGUGUCACGAAUUUCAAAUGCUUCUUUGAAAACUUGCAGGAAAUGAAACCCAUGACUUUGACACUGCCAAAAGUUGUGCUGGAGGAAAGGAAACGUUUGCAGAAAGCCAUUCAAUUCAUUCUACCGCAAAUCACAGUUGGUUUGGAGAAACUGGAGCACUUGAGGCAAGAACAUGCUGCAUUGAAACAGUGCCAAGAAGCGAUUGAAGUAAACAAUAUAUUUCAAUACGCAGUGAAGAUUCACGAACGAGGAAGAGUCGACCUGAAACCAGGCGAGUUUGUGACAAAUUGCCUGAAAUGCAACUUUACCUGCCACUAUCCUACCACGAUGGAACGUGAUGACUGGAAUGCAGACUGCGCUGUUAUGGACGUUUUCACAGGAAAAUGUCUGGUCUGUCCUAAUAUGUGCCAUAGGAAGGAGCACAUCAACACCCAGUAUUGCUUUGAACUAAGCGAAAAAGAGAUAAUUACCUCAAGAAAAUGCAAUGAGAAAUCCGACAAUUAUAACGGUGAAACCUUAAAUACCGAAGCAAUAGUGAAGGAACUCACCAAGGAAUUCAAUCGGGAGAGGUUGAAGGUUCUGCAACUCAUCAAAAGAGCUUACGGUUGCUUACAGAGGCUCAAUGAAAUCGCCCUGAAAAAAGAUCCACCGUCAGUCACAGAUUUCAUCGAUCACCUGAUGGAGCCGGAAAAACGAGAAGCCCGUACGGGCUUUACCCAAAGGAUCAAGUAUCUGGAAUAUAUCCGUGCAAAGGUCGAAUCAGUCAUACAGCUACAGAAUGACUUUGAUCCGUUCAAAGUGUUCUUGAAGGAGUUUCAUGAGGAAGAGUUAAACCUUUGCUUCUUCGACCCAGAUCCUCUCGCGAUGAAUAGUCCAAAAGACACUUUUAAAUCUGAUGUAAAAAAAACUUUGUCCAGCGCUCCCCAAUAUCUGAAAAAAUUGAGACGGACUGUUCCUCUUGUGAUGGAUGGCCCAGGCGGGUUUAUUCCGAAUCCUAAUAGUAGGGACGUCCUCAUCUGA